Molecule: messenger RNA, 1101 nt
Organism: Rhea pennata
Lineage: Eukaryota; Metazoa; Chordata; Aves; Rheiformes; Rheidae
Gene: CENPN
Product: centromere protein N
Exons: 10
Coding region: 1-1041 (346 amino acids)
Biological process (GO): chromosome segregation; CENP-A containing chromatin assembly
Cellular component (GO): nucleoplasm
Source: RefSeq, a predicted model, not a curated record
AUGGAUGAAACGGUCGCUGAGUAUAUCAGAAGAACCGUGCUUAAAAUCCCACGCGAUGAGAUCAAGACAAUGCUGCAGGCGUGGGGCUUCCUCUCCGAGACACAGCUGCAAACCUUAAACUUCCAUCAGACAAAGGACAACGUUUCUCAAGAUGUUGUUCAACUCUGCGAGGAUAAUUCUGCAGACAUAAAGCAAGCAGCAGUCCUGGACAUAAUAUACAACCACAUCUAUUCAAACAAAAGAAUGUGGAGUGUUUACCAGAUGAACAAAACAGGGGAAGAAAUGGAUUUUUUUGAUUUAAGAGAUUUCAAAAAAAAGUUUAAAAGACAACUUCAUUCAACUCUGAAAAACGUUACCAUCAACUUUAGGGAAUACGAGGAUAAUGCAAUCUGGAUUAGAAUUGCUUGGGGAACACCAUAUAAAAAACCAAACCAAUACAAAACCAGCUAUGUUGUAUACCAUUCACAGACCCCCUAUGUCUUCAUUUCUGCCUCAGUGCUUCGGAGCACCUUACCUCUGCUAUGUCAGGCACUGGUUGUUGCUUCCAAUUACCAUGACAUCCGUGAAAUGGAGCUUCGAAGUCACUGCUUAAACUCCCUUAAAGAUAUUGUAUUUAAGAGAUAUAGCCAGACCUUCCAAACUUAUUAUCCAAGACCUCUACAAGAAAGGAACGUAGCCACGGAGAAUGUAGAUUUAAGGAUAAUUCAAGAAAACAGAAAUGAAAAAGAGAGAAUACAGAGAGUGAAUCGUGAGGUUUUUGGUGAUGGUCCCCAACCAAAACUUGAAUUUGCACAAUAUAAGCUUGAGACAACAUUUAAAAGUAAUCCUAAAAUGGAUGUCUUGGAUAUAAAAGAGCCAUUCAGAUGUCUAGUCAAGUUUUCUAGUCCACAUCUUUUAGAAUCUCUGAAAUCCUUGGCACCAGCAGGUCUGGCUGAUGCACCACUUUCACCACUACUUACGUGUAUACCACAAAAAGCAAGGAAUUAUUUUAAAAUUAGAGAGAGGAAAGGUUUCUUUCCAGGAAGCUUUGUAAGCCCUUAAUUUAUAGAAAGAAUAUAGAACUCAUUUAUUAUUGGUAUUAAUCUAAAUCAUAAUAAAGUU